This is a messenger RNA of Anguilla rostrata (American eel), 2152 nucleotides long. RefSeq names its product Bardet-Biedl syndrome 10 protein homolog. Gene Ontology annotation, molecular function: ATP binding. Gene Ontology annotation, biological process: chaperone-mediated protein complex assembly. The transcript is spliced from 2 exons. The record is from RefSeq and is a predicted model, not a curated record. The coding region runs from base 38 to 1834 and encodes 598 amino acids. Lineage: Eukaryota; Metazoa; Chordata; Actinopteri; Anguilliformes; Anguillidae.
UGCAUUGCAGAUUGAGUAUGCUGUGUCUGGGUUGGAAAUGCAGCUCAGUGAUUGCGCCCUGUGUGUACAGCAGGCCCCUGUUAAAGGCAGUGUGGAGAUGAAGGGGGUGCAGAGGGUGGAGUUGGGGACCCUGCUGCAGGUCACCCAGGCCUUGGAGGCGGUGGUGGGCCCAUGCUUCGGUCCGUCCGGGGGCCAGGUCCUCUUCACCCGCGACUCUGGAGAGGUCCUCAUCACCAGGGAUGGCCGCAGGAUCCUUACCUCGCUUCGGCUUGACCAUCCCGUUGCCAGAGUCCUGGUGGGAUGUGUAUCAGCACACUGUAAGAUCACGGGUGAUGGAGCCAAGUCCUUCCUUCUCCUGCUGGGGGCGCUUCUGCGGGGUAUCCACAGCGACCAUCUCCACGGCAUUCAGGCCCGCCGCGUGGCUCACAUUCUGCUGUCCUUCCAGACGCUCGUUUUGGAUGGCGUGAUCGGGCAGGGCCUCGCCCCUCGCGCCCUGUCCCUUCUCCAGGACCCCGCCCACCUGCGCCCGCUCACGGACGCCUACUUCCGGGGAAAGACGGCGAGCUCCCACUGGGGGGUCCUGAGCCAGACGGCCUGCGAGUUCUACCGCAGGUGGCGGUGUGAGCAGGACUGCACCGGCGUGACCCUGAUCGCCCGCCACUUCGCCGCGCUCCACACGCCCGUACCAGGCCUGCCCGUGAGCCGGUCCCGGGUCCUCCAGGGCCUGGUGAUCCACAGAGACUUUGCGGUGCGUUGCCCUGGCGACGGGCCGCUCCGAGCGCUGGCCACAAGCGUGCCGCUCCAGUCCCCUCUGGCGCCCCCUGGCGUCUCUCUGAACCUGGCGAGCGCGGCGCAGGCGCAGAGGUGCUGCGGCGGGGUGGGCGGGAGGGCAGAGCGGGGCGUGGCCUGCCUGCGCAGGCUGAGGGUGGGGCUGCUGCUCUCGGCAGCGAAGCAGUCGGAGCUGGCGCUGGACCUCGCUCGGCGGGCCGGCCUGUCCGUGGUGGAGUGCGUGGACAGUGACGAGCUGGCGCUGUUCUGUCGGCUGGCGGGGGCGGAGCUCUUUGCCGACCCCGGUGACUGGAGCCUGAUUGGAGAGGAGCACGUUGCCACGGUGACAUUCUGCAAGCCCGUGGUGCUGGGUCCCGACAGGUUGGCCCACGUGGGCUUCCCAGAGGGGCGGGGCUUGGCACCGCACUGCCUGGUUCUGUGCGGGCCCAGUCCCGGCCUGGCGGAGCAGUGCAGCACGGCCUUCUGCGGACUGUUCCGGAUGCUUCAGCGCGUGUACGAGCCUGUCCAGUCGCGUCACGGACAGGGUCCUGUCCAAUCGCAUCACAUGCUACGAAAUGUCAAGGCAUCAGGAGAGCGGCCCGGCGUCCAUUUUGGGGAAGGGAAAGAAGGAGCAUUGGGGACCCGUACCCGAGAAACAGGCCCCGCCUCUUCAAGUGUCCUAAUAGAGGCAGGCAGCGUGCUACCAGCAGGGGGCGCAUUUGAGUUCGUACUGCACCACUGCCUCUUGCAGCAGGCCUCCCAGCGGCGCUGCCCCGACCUGCGCGUGGCCUGCCGGCUGGUGGCGGGGGCUGUACUGAGCGUGCCCAGGCGGCUGUACCCCGGCCCACGCUUCCUGGAUGCCCAGUCACACUUCCUGAGGGCCUCUGGGGCCGCCCCCCCCAGCUGGAGGGUUCGGGGGCUGGAGUCCCUGGCCUGUAAAUACCAGCUCCUCCUCUCCGUCCUGCACACUGCGUCAAGCCUGCUGUCCGUGGACCUCAUCCUUCACACCCACAUCCGCAGCCAGGCGGAACACAGCCAGGAGGAGGAAGAGGAGGCAGAAGAGUAGAAAUGUUCUGUCAAUCCUGUUUUUCAUUAUGCACAAAUUUGAAUGGCUGUAUGUAUUUAUACAAGUUCCAGGUCCUCCCAUGUGAUAGUAUAUUCAUACCUUAAGUAUGUGAAAUUGGGGUGGCAGGUAUGCCAUCCUGCAAAGUUACGCCUUGGUGGGGUGGCAUGCCCCAUACAUAUACAGCACCGAGAGUUCGGCACUUUUCAGGGUUUCCUUACAGAAAUAACCACAAUGACCACAGACUCAACCCUUAAAAACCUUCAUUUCUGUACCUUCUGACCUCACACGUCCACAAAAUAAAGCCCCAGACUUAGUGGA